AAUGUCAAAACAACGUGGUAUUUGUUUUGUUGUUCAGGUUGAACUGCAUUGUGCACACAUGUGUUAUUUAGUUUAUAAAAUUUUAAUCUAGUUUUAAAGUAUAAUGCCUCCAUUUAGACGUGGUUUAUUAAAAAGAAAAAGUACUGCAGAGGAUAAACAAACGACCGUUUCAAAAGAUGAAUCGGAUGAUGAGGGUGGGUGGUCCAGAGAUGAGGAGUUGAUCCGUGGUGAGCUGGACGGCGGAGAAGACUCCACAGACUCGGAGCGCGAGCGGGAGAGUGACUCCGGCUCGGACCAUGAACAGGAUGAAGUCCUGUUUGAUGAUGAUGUUGACUCUACACUUGGGGAUGAAAAUGGCGCAGGUAGUGGAUCAGAGGAAUCUUCAGAUAUAACAGAUUCAGAAGAAGAUGAAGACUCAGAUGAUGAUAAUAGUAAUGAAGAUGAAAGUGAUAAUGGCGAAGAGUCACAAGAGAGUGUGGACAGCGGUGCUGAGUCCAGUGCCGGCCUCACUGCCUCCAGUGACGAGGCUGACAAGAAAGAGAAGAAAGAUACAAUUAGUAGCAACAAAGAAAAGAGACAGAAGGCUGUAAACCCUGAAACCAGCAAAAGAAAAAAACCAACAAGUGAGAAGGCUGAACAAAAACAGAAAGAAACUAGUAGGGAGAGGGUUGAACAGAAAGGGAAAGGAGAAGGCAGUAAGAGCAGUGUGGACUUGCUGUCUGAGAAGAUCAAGGAGACCAGGGUUACUAUCAAACCUGUUGAAGAGAAGGACGAGUACGAGUCGGGCGACACGUCGGACGAGGAGGACCGCCGCAACCCGGCGGGGGACGUGCCGAUGUGGUGGUACCGCGAGUACCCGCACGUCGGCUACGACCUCGACGGCCGCAGGAUCAUGCGCCCGCCGCAGCGCGACGCCAUUGACGACUUCCUCAGGAAAUGCGAAGAUCCAGAAUUCUGGAGAACAGUCCAGGAUCCGACCACGGGACAGGACGUGAGGCUGAGCGCUGAGGACCUGCAGCUCAUACAGCGCAUCCGCCAGGGCAUGCUGCCCGACCCGCGCCACGAUGAGUACCAGCCAUGGGUGGAGUGGUUCUCCCGCGAGGUGCUGGCCGCGCCGGUGCGCGCGUUCCCGGAGCACAAGCGCUCGUUCCUGCCGUCGCGCGCCGAGCAGCGGCACGUGGCCAAGCUGGUGCACGCGCUCAAGAUGGGCUGGAGCAAGACCAGGAAGGAGAUCGCCAGGGAGAGGCAGCGGAAGAAGGAGAAGCAGUUCUACAACCUGUGGGGCUCCGCGGAGGAGACGCCGCGCGGCGUGCACAAGCACAUCCCCGCGCCGCGCCGCGCGCUGCCCGCGCACGCCGAGAGCUACAACCCGCCGCCGGAGUAUCUGCUGGACGAGAGCGAGAUGAAGGAGUGGGAGAAGCUGAGCGAGACCCCGUGGAAGCGGAAGUACACGUUCCUGCCGACGCGGCACGGCAGCCUGCGCGCGGUGCCCGCCUUCCCGCGCUUCGUGCGCGAGCGCUUCCUGCGCUGCCUCGACCUCUACCUGGCGCCGCGCGCGCUCAAGAUGCGGUUGACUAUCAGCCCGGAAGACUUGGUGCCGAAGCUGCCUUCCCCCCGCGACCUGCAGCCGUUCCCCACGAGCGAGUCGCUGGUGCUGCGCGGGCACCAGGGGCUGGUGCGCGCGGCCGACUUCGACCCCAGCGGGCAGUACGUGGUGUCGGCCGGCGACGACGGCACAGUCAGAGUAUGGGAGACAAGCACGGGCCGCUGCCUGCGCACCAUCGCCGUGGCGCCGGCGCUGGCGGGCGAGGCGGGCGGCGUGCGCUGCGUGCAGUGGGCGCCCGUGCGUGCGCUCAGCGUGGUGGGCGCGGCGGCGGGCGGCCGGCUGCUGCUGCUGAACCCGGGCGCCGACAUCGGCGCGCACGCGGUCGCGCGCCGCACCGACGAGCUGCUCAUGGAGCCGCCGCCGCAGAAGAUGACCAUGGACGCCCGCACGGCGUCGUGUAUCACGUGGGACGCCGUGAGCGCCGACGAGUGGGCGCUCGGCAUCAGGCUCGCCAUCACGCACUUCAAGCCCAUCACGCAUAUAUCGUGGCACGCGCGCGGCGACUACGUGUGCGUCACGCUGCAGGACGCGGCGUCCCGCAGCGUCGCCGUGCACCAGCUGUCGCGCCGCGGCUCCCAGCUGCCGCUGGCCCGCGCGCGCGGCGCCGUGCAGUGCGCGCUGUUCCACCCCGCGCGCCCGCAGCUGUUCGUGGCGACGCAGCGCGUGGUGCGCGUGUACGACCUGGUGAAGCAGCAGCUGGUGCGCAAGCUGCAGACGGGCGCGCAGUGGCUGUCGGCGCUGGCCGUGCACCCCGCCGGCGACAACCUGCUCGUCGGCUCCUACGACAGGAAGUGUCUCUGGUUCGACCUGGAGCUGUCGGGGCGGCCGUACCAGACGCUGCGGCUGCACGGCUCGGCGGUGCGCAGCGUGGCGUUCCACGCGCGGUACCCGCUGUUCGCCAGCGCCGGCGACGACCCCUACAUCGUCGUGUCGCACGGACAAGUCUACAGCGACCUGCUGCAGAACCCGCUGCUGGUGCCGCUGAAGCAGCUGCGCGCGCGCGGCGCCCGGCCGCCCCGCGUGCUGGCGCUGCGCUGGCACCCCGCGCAGCCCUGGCUGCUCAGCGCCAACGCCGACGGCACGCUGUCCAUGUACACCUAGCGGGGCCUUGUAUAUACAUCUACAUCAUUAAAUGUUUUAUUGUAAA
Messenger RNA from Amyelois transitella, 2753 nucleotides. RefSeq names its product ribosome biogenesis protein BOP1 homolog. Lineage: Eukaryota; Metazoa; Arthropoda; Insecta; Lepidoptera; Pyralidae. The coding region runs from base 104 to 2707 and encodes 867 amino acids. Gene Ontology annotation, molecular function: ribonucleoprotein complex binding; protein binding. Gene Ontology annotation, cellular component: preribosome, large subunit precursor; PeBoW complex. The record is from RefSeq and is a predicted model, not a curated record. Gene Ontology annotation, biological process: maturation of LSU-rRNA from tricistronic rRNA transcript (SSU-rRNA, 5.8S rRNA, LSU-rRNA); ribosome biogenesis. The transcript has 16 exons.